This is a messenger RNA of Pseudomyrmex gracilis, 1002 nucleotides long. RefSeq names its product polyadenylate-binding protein 2-B-like (gene Pabp2). The coding region runs from base 274 to 960 and encodes 228 amino acids. NCBI's taxonomy places the organism in Eukaryota, Metazoa, Arthropoda, Insecta, Hymenoptera, Formicidae. Gene Ontology annotation, molecular function: RNA binding. The transcript is spliced from 7 exons. The record is from RefSeq and is a predicted model, not a curated record.
UUCUCAUGAUCAUAGUGUAAAAGAAUACUAAAAAUUUAUUGGAAGACAUUCAACCAUUUUAUGUAUCAAGUAUCAAUUGUACAACGUACGUGUCGUUCAAAAUCAGCCUUGAAUGAAGCUACCUUUGAAUUCGCUCUAGGUGUAGUGGUCGCGUCACUCAUUAUCUCUCGUUUGCCGAUUUUGUCGAGGGAUAAUCGGUAGUAGAGUAGUACAAGACGAGUAAUUACUUUAAUACGAUAUUUGAAUAUCAGGGACAUCUUAUAAUAUACUGAAAUGUCUGAAUCAGAUCUUUUAGCUAGUGACCACAUUGAUGGUCUUGAUGGUCUCGAGAAUGGUCAAGAUGGAGACACUAUUAUGCAGUGUGACGGAGUAAAACGUGAUCUAGGAGAAGCAAAUGUAGACGAUCCUGAAUUAGAAGCGAUAAAAGCACGAGUAAGAGAAAUGGAAGAAGAAGCAGAAAAAUUGAAGCAACUUCAGUCUGAAGUAGAUAAACAGAUGAAUAUGGGUAGUCCUCCUGGUAUCACAAGCCCAUUAAAUAUGUCUUUGGAAGAUAAAAUGGAAGUUGAUAAUCGAUCUAUUUAUGUUGGCAACGUAGAUUAUGCAGCAACAGCAGAAGAAUUAGAGCAACAUUUUCACGGUUGUGGAAGUGUUAAUAGAGUAACAAUUUUGUGUAAUAAAUUUGAUGGUCAUCCUAAAGGUUUUGCUUACAUUGAGUUUGCUGAGCGUGACUCUGUACAAACUGCAAUGGCCAUGGAUGAAUCUAUGUUUAGAGGACGUCAAAUUAAAGUAAUGCCCAAAAGAACUAACAAACCUGGCUUCUCUAUGACAAAUAGGGGUCCCAGAGGUGCAAGAGGCUAUCGAGGUAUGGCCAGAGGAAUUAUUCGCGGUAGUGCAUAUUUUGGAUAUAGACCUACAAGACGACCAAGGAGUUACAGACGUGGUUACUACAUGCCAUAUUGACUAUUUUAAAAUAUGGUACAACAUUGUUCUACAAGUGUCAAG